This is a messenger RNA of Rhipicephalus sanguineus (brown dog tick), 1653 nucleotides long. RefSeq names its product 26S proteasome regulatory subunit 4. The coding region runs from base 1 to 1632 and encodes 543 amino acids. Lineage: Eukaryota; Metazoa; Arthropoda; Arachnida; Ixodida; Ixodidae. The record is from RefSeq and is a predicted model, not a curated record. Gene Ontology annotation, biological process: proteasome-mediated ubiquitin-dependent protein catabolic process. Gene Ontology annotation, cellular component: proteasome regulatory particle, base subcomplex. The transcript is spliced from 11 exons. Gene Ontology annotation, molecular function: proteasome-activating activity; ATP binding; ATP hydrolysis activity.
AUGCGCCAGAAAAACAGUAACUCUGUGUGCAGCCAAGUGCUUCAAGCCACCACGACUGUUUGUAUCAAGUGCAUGCAAGAAUGCAGGCAAGAUGAUCCCACUGCUGCUCAGCAGUCAUUUCAAGCAGGAAAGCGUUGCAUUCGUGACUGGUCAGUGGUGACCAGGGCCAGCUACUGUUAUGAACAGAGGCAGUUUGAUAGCUGUGUGCCCAUCCUACUGCUGCUGCAUUCUGACUUUGUCACAAGCCACGACCCAUUCGAGUUCCAGCGCUCCAUUUCCACAGGCUGUGCAGGCGUCGCUUGGGGUCAGAAUCUAUCUCAAGGCGGCAGUGGUGGAGGCGGCUCGGGCGCAGACAGGAGGGAUGAUAGGGGCAAGAAGCGCAAACGCGAACCCUCGAUUCCGAGCCGUGUGGGCAAACGUAGGCGGAUUAGGGGACCGGACGCUGCAAGCAAGCUCCCGCUCGUGACACCCCACACACGGUGCCGGCUAAAGUUGCUGAAGCUGGAGCGCAUCAAGGACUACCUCCUGAUGGAGGAAGAGUUCCUCCGGAACCAGGAACGCCUCAAGCCACAGGAGGACAAGCACGCAGCAGACCGCUUCAUGAUGGACAAACUGAGAGGCAGUCCAAUGCCGGUCUGCACUCUGGAGGAAAUCAUCGACGACAGCCACGCGAUUGUCUCAACGCCCAUGGGCACCGAGCAUUAUGUCAACAUGCUGUCCUUCGUUGACAAAGACCAACUGGAGCCUGGCUGUUCGGUGCUGCUCAACCCCAGUCUCCACGCAGUGGUGGGCGUACUGUCAGACGAUGCAGACCCCAUGGUGGCUGCCAUGAAGCUAGAGAAAGCGCCCCAGGAGACAUACGCCGACAUUGGCGGGCUUGACCAGCAAAUUCAGGAAAUCAAGGAAAGUGUUGAGCUUCCCUUGACUCACCCGGAAUACUACGAGGAGAUGGGCAUUCGACCACCGAAGGGAGUCAUCCUGUACGGACCUCCGGGCACAGGAAAGACUCUGCUUGCCAAGGCGGUUGCCAACCAAACUACGGCCACUUUCCUACAUGUCGUCGGCUCCGAGCUUAUCCAGAAGGAACUGGGAGAUGGCCCCAAGCUUGUUCGAGAACUGUUCCGGGUCGCUGAAGAGCAUGCACCAUCCAUUGUGUUCAUCGACGAGAUCGACGCCGUAGGAACAAAACGGUAUGAGUCCAACUCUGGUGGUGAGCGAGAGAUCCAGCGGACCAUGCUGGAGCUGCUGAACCAGUUGGACGGCUUCGACUCGCGGGGUGACGUCAAGGUAAUCAUGGCAACCAACUGCAUCGAGAGCCUCGACCCGGCCCUGAUUCGGCCCGGUCGCAUCGACCGCAAGAUCGAGUUCCCCCUGCCGGACGAGGGGACGCGGCGGCGCAUCUUCCAGAUCCACACGGCACGCAUGACACUGGCCGGCGACGUCAACUUCGACGAUCUGGUGGCCGCCAAGGACGACCUGUCUGGCGCAGACAUCAAGGCCAUCUGCACCGAGGCCGGGCUCAUGGCUCUACGGGAACGGCGCAUGAAGGUGACCAGCGACGACUUCCAAAAGUCGAAAGAGAACGUGCUGUACCGCAAGAAGGAAGGAAGCCCAGAGGGCCUAUACCUCUGACUUCACCAGAAGACCGACAAC